Columba livia (rock pigeon) is the source of this 2800-nucleotide messenger RNA. It is a transcript of the gene SCARB2, whose product is annotated as scavenger receptor class B member 2. NCBI's taxonomy places the organism in Eukaryota, Metazoa, Chordata, Aves, Columbiformes, Columbidae. Gene Ontology annotation, cellular component: lysosome; plasma membrane; cytoplasm. The transcript has 13 exons. Gene Ontology annotation, molecular function: scavenger receptor activity. Gene Ontology annotation, biological process: protein targeting to lysosome; receptor-mediated endocytosis. The record is from RefSeq and is a predicted model, not a curated record. Bases 465 to 1730 code for a protein of 421 amino acids.
CGCUGCCCGCCCCCUGCGCCCGGCCGGAGCUCGGCGCUGGCAGCGGCGGUGUCGGCCGAGUCCGUUUCCCGGAGCAGCCAUGAAGUCCUUGUGCCUCGUCACCGUGGGGGUCCUGGCCAUGACGCUGCUCAUCGCCAGCAUCUCCUUGCUGGUGGCGCACGUCUUCCAGACCGUCGUGGACCUGCAAGUGAAGCAGGCUUUCCAGCAGCCCUGGAACGGAGCUGACCUGCAGUGAAGAGCUGUCUUUGCCGUCUCAACCACAGCUGAAGUGCAAGACCUCAUUCUGGAGCAGCUGAAGCACCCGUGUCCAAAGCCGGGACCUGCGCACCCCGGAGGACGGGUCACCUUUCCCCGGGGGAUUUGUGUGCUGCAUCCUUUCCAGCCACAGACCGGCAAAGGGAACAGUAUUGAAAAAUGGCACGGAAACCUUUGAAGCCUGGGAGGAUCCUCCUCCACCAGUCUACAUGCAGUUCUACUUCUUCAACGUGACCAAUCCUUUAGAAGUGCUUCAAGGCGAUACUCCUCUUGUGGAGGAGAUAGGGCCAUACACCUACCGGGAAUACAGGCCAAGGGUGCAUGUCCAGUUUUUGGACAACGGUACCAAAGUAUCUGCUCUGAAUCCAAAGACGUAUGUGUUUGAACGUGAGAAGUCAGUUGGAGACCCUGAAGUGGACCUGAUUAGAACAGUCAAUAUUCCUGCAGUGACUGCGAUGGAAUGGACCAGGUCAACCUCUCUUCAGUUUGCCACAGAGCUGCUGCUGCUUCUGUACCAAGAGUCCCUGUUCACGGUUCGCACCGUUCACGAGUUACUGUGGGGCUACAAAGACAGACUCCUGUCAACCAUUCAUCUUCUGCACCCCGAGAUCAAUCCAGUAUUUGGUUUCUUCAAUAAGAUGAAUGGAACUGAUGAUGGAGAAUACAUUUUCCUGAGUGGGGAGAGCAGCUACCUUAACUUCUCAAGGAUUGUGGAAUGGAAAGGACAAGAGUCGCUGAGCUGGUGGACAACAGAGGAGUGUAACAUGAUCAAUGGAACAGACGGGACAUCCUUUCACCCCCUGAUUAGCAAAGAUGAGAACAUUUAUAUCUUUUCUUCUGAUUUCUGCAGAUCUUUGUACCUGGUGUACGACAGCUCAGGAAGCGUUGCAGGCAUCCCAACCUACCGCUUUGUGCCCUCGGCCAUGGUGUUUGCCAACACGACAGUUAACCCCGACAACGCCGGGUUCUGCGUGCCACCAGGAAACUGCCCGGGCGCGGGGGUGCUCAACGUCAGCGUCUGCAAGCAAGGUGCUCCGAUAUUUCUAUCAGCUCCACAUUUUUACCAAGCAGAUCCAAAGUUUGUAGAGGACAUAGAGGGCAUGCACCCAAAAAAGGAAUAUCAUGAGACGUUUCUGGACAUCAAUCCUCUGACAGGGCUGGUCCUGCAAGCAGCCAAGCGGAUGCAGAUCAACGUUCACAUCAGAAAACUACCUGAAUUUUUUGAAACAGGCAACAUCCGAACACUAGUGUUCCCGGUGAUGUACAUAAACGAGAGUGUUCUCAUUGAUGAAGAGUCUGCCAGCAAGCUCAAGCACGUCCUGCUGGAAGCCAGUGUUGUAACUGGAAUCCCCUUCGUCAUCAUGGCUCUAGGAAUCGUUUUUGGGGUUGUUUUUAUUGUGCUUGUGUGCAGGUCCCGGGGAGCAAGUGAGGAGAGUACUGAAGAGGAAAGGUCCCCGCUCAUCAGGACAUCUUAAUAGAUUAAUAUCUGAGCUUGAAGAACAAACUGUUAGAGCUGACCUAAUACCAACUACCACUACCCAGCGUUGUCCACUGUGGAGAAACGAUGGUGUCAAGGGUAACUUUUUGUGGUAUAGAGAUGGAGGAGAAUCUGCAGUGUCAUCAAUGGAGGAGACUUGUACCAGCUAAGUUACAACUUUAAAAUGACAUUUGGAAGCUGCUUGAGCUCCUGCUUUUCUCAGCCCCGCACUCUCUUUGUACCUGCACUGACAGCCACAGAUGAUUAUAACCACUAUAUCUGUGAAAAUAAAACAGCCGGAGUCAUUACAGAAACGACGCGGGUAGCAUUUGCAAAUGGCCUUAGGAGCGUGCGCUGCCAAGCAGCCUUCUGGAAACACCGCAGGCUCCGCAUCGCCCGGGCGCGCCGGACAAGAUCACUUUCCGCCUCGUGUUGUCCUUUCUGUAAAGCGCUGAGUGCUGCUUAUUACCAGUAUGCACUGACAGUUUGUGAUUAAUGUCGUUGGUCCUUUCACAAAACUGAUUUGUACAACUAAUCCAGAACAGCGAGUGAAACUCUGUUAAGCGUCUGUAGUUACCAGGUAAAAAGAAGCCGAUGAUUUGAAAUGCUUUUCCGUACAGACCUUUUAACUGUUCUAACUCUGCACAGGAUCCUGUUGCAUGUUAGCAAUAUAUGUAUCCUUAAGGGUUUGGGGUUUUUGUCCUUCACCUUAAAUAACCAAAACACAACAUUGUUCCUGGUGGUGGAGGGUGCAGAAAUGGUGUUCCUUUUCUCUCUCGUGUUGGUGUCCCAGUGAGCGGCUGUGUGGUGUAACGUGAGCGCAGACCGGGCAGUUACGUGGGCUGUUCAGGAUACAAGCACAACUCCAGAAUAAGGGGUGUACAGGGCCUUGGGAAGUCAUUACACCUUUUUACUUGUCAAGUAGAAACUCGUUUUAAAAAUCAUGGAAGUAUUCUUUUCCUUGAUGAAAAGAAUAUUCUCAUUGAGAAGUAUUUCCAUUAGAUCUAGAUAGUGAAACAUAUAUUUAAAAUGUGUUAUCGUCUUCUAAAUAGAGGCACUGUUUUUGCA